AUGAGGAUUUGGAGUGUUAUCCUUUUGCUGCUUCACGCUCUUGUGGCGUCCAAACUGGCAUGUGGGGCGGCAGUGGACCGGUAUGACAGUGACAGACAGCGGCACACAUCUGUCAUCAACUUCCAGGACGUAAGCAAAGAUGGAAGGCCGGCGGAGGAGAGCACAGUUACUCCAUUGGAGGAGGACGAGGAUGAGGAGUAUGAUGAUGAAUACUACGGAGACGAAUAUGAGGACAGCACGUCAGGGGAUUAUGAAGUGGAAAUGCCAAGAGUUGCUAUGUCAAGUAAGCCCCGAGAUCCAUCUGCUAUCCCGGAGGCAGAAAACACAGAAGGACAGAGAAGGCGAGGAAAGGGAAGGAAGAAGGGAAAAGGGAAAGGAAAGAAGAGGAAUCCCUGCUUGAAAAAGUUUAAAGAUUUUUGUAUCCACGGCACCUGUCAAUACCUGAGGGACAUCCGACUUCCCUCCUGUGUGUGCCACCCGAGUUACUCUGGGGAAAGGUGCGAAUUCUUCACCCUGCCCGUGGAGAGGCCUCAAGAAGGCUACAACCGCACCACAGCUCUAGCCGUGGUGGCCGUGGUGCUCUCAUCCAUUUGCCUAACCAUCAUCGGCCUUUUACUCAUGCUGAGGUUUCACAAGCGGGGAGCGUAUGAUGUAGAGAAUGAGGAGAAGGUCAAGUUAGGGUUAGCAUCCAACCACUGA
This is a messenger RNA of Nerophis lumbriciformis (worm pipefish), 699 nucleotides long. NCBI's taxonomy places the organism in Eukaryota, Metazoa, Chordata, Actinopteri, Syngnathiformes, Syngnathidae. The record is from RefSeq and is a predicted model, not a curated record.